This is a messenger RNA of Phaethon lepturus (White-tailed tropicbird), 1336 nucleotides long. It is a transcript of the gene PID1, whose product is annotated as phosphotyrosine interaction domain containing 1. The transcript has 3 exons. Bases 1 to 927 code for a protein of 308 amino acids. Gene Ontology annotation, biological process: negative regulation of insulin receptor signaling pathway; regulation of mitochondrial membrane potential; regulation of cell population proliferation. The record is from RefSeq and is a predicted model, not a curated record. Lineage: Eukaryota; Metazoa; Chordata; Aves; Phaethontiformes; Phaethontidae. Gene Ontology annotation, cellular component: cytoplasm.
AUGGAAAGGAAGAUGGCUGUACGCUGCCGGCGGUGUCCCAAGCAUCACUUGGGAGUCGUCCGUGCUGAGGAGCUGGCGCUCUGUGUGCGAGGGGUGAAUUUGCAGCACCGAGCUCAGCAGUGCCGACUGCCUGGGAAGACCUGCAGUAAUGGCAGUAAUGCUUCCUACGUGGCGUGCGGCUGCCUUUGCUUUCCUCCCCUCUCCCGUUCCUCCCGCCGCUGCGGCAGGGCAGCUCACGUGCUGUCAACAGCUUCCUCUUGCAGCCAAGCCCGUAACGAAGCAAUUACCUGCGUUCACUGUUGUGCACUAACGAGAGGGGCUUGUUUCUGGCUGCUCCGAGUGGUGCCGGACUUCUCCAAACAGCGGCUGGGGGCACAGAAUGUUGCAGUGGUGGCAGCGUCUCUCCUGCGGCCAGGGACUCAGACGCCUAUUUGGGCAGUGACAGAGUGCGUUACAUAUUUGGGUAAGGUUUCCACAACAGGGAUGCAAUUUUUGUCAGGCUGCACAGAGAAACCAGUCAUUGAAUUAUGGAAGAAGCACACGCUCGCCAGGGAGGAUAUUUACCCAGCUAACGCCCUUCUGGAAAUUCGCCCUUUCCAAGUCUGGCUGCAUCAUCUGGACCUCAAAGGCGAGGCGACAGUCCACAUGGAUACAUUUCAGGUAGCACGUAUAGCCUACUGCACUGCUGACCACAAUGUCAGCCCAAACAUCUUUGCUUGGGUCUAUCGGGAGAUCAACGAUGACUUGUCCUACCAGAUGGACUGCCAUGCUGUAGAGUGUGAGAGCAAGCUGGAGGCCAAGAAGCUGGCCCAUGCCAUGAUGGAGGCCUUUAAGAAGACUUUUCACAGCAUGAAAAGUGAUGGCCGGAUCCACAGGAACAGCUCGUCAGAGGAAGUGUCUCAUGAAUUUGAAUCUGAUGAUGGCUGACUGCACUCCUUCACGGUUCAUUCAGCAAAGGCAGAAAUGGCCUAGGGAGUGAGAGCUGAUAGAUGAAUAAGCAACAAUUGAAAUUGGGGAAUGAAAGGACUGCCAAACACUUCAAGUCUGACCAGCUUUUUACAUCAAAAGAGGAAUUCUAUACCUACAGAUAUGCAUCAUUAAAGUAAUUACAUUACAUUGAAAUCUGCUGCUGUUGUAAAAGUGAGAAAAAAAACUCCCUCCCCCUUCUCUCUUACCCACCCAUCACUGUCCCUUUCUCGUGUCUGUAGUUCAGGUGCAUACCAUGAAAUAGAGUCAUUCCUGUUUUUCUUUUAAGACUGGUCAGGCAGUUUUAUUAGUUGCUCCUCUGACAUUCCUAGCUGGGGGCUGAUGCACAAGAGCAAGUAGACCUGGAAAG